Gossypium raimondii (Peruvian cotton) is the source of this 2274-nucleotide messenger RNA. RefSeq names its product pentatricopeptide repeat-containing protein At1g62260, mitochondrial. Gene Ontology annotation, biological process: RNA modification. The coding region runs from base 136 to 2070 and encodes 644 amino acids. Gene Ontology annotation, molecular function: protein binding; RNA binding. The transcript has a single exon. The record is from RefSeq and is a predicted model, not a curated record. NCBI's taxonomy places the organism in Eukaryota, Viridiplantae, Streptophyta, Magnoliopsida, Malvales, Malvaceae.
CGUACAAAGAGUGAAAAAUGUGGACGUUGCCAAUCGAAUUCCUAAUUAAUUAAUCGUUGGGACUAAACCAAUAGUCUCGUUUUCCAAAUUAUUGAGCGAUGAUCUGCUGCUACUGGUGUUUCGGGCUUUAGAACCAUGGUUCUGCGGCGUUCCUUGCUGAAUUCGUUGCGUUUUUCGUCUACUUUAACACCCAAAGCAGCUUCUUCUAAAGCCAAUGACUUGUAUGCAAUGAACAAGAAGCUUUCCGAAAUAGUAAGAACCGGAAAAAUUCACGAAGCCAGAUCCAUGUUUGAUAAAAUGGGAGAAAGAAACACGGUAACAUGGAAUUCCAUGAUUAGUGGGCAUGUUAAGCGGCGAGAAAUGACCCAGGCGCGAAAGCUUUUCGAUGAAAUGCCUGAGAGAGAUAUCGUUUCUUGGAACUUGAUGAUUUCUGGUUACGCUUCAUAUUUGGGGAACAAAUUUCUGGAGGAAGGGAAAAAAUUGUUUGAACAAAUGCCCAGGAGAGAUGUAGUUUCAUGGAAUACAAUGAUUAGCGGGUAUGCCAAGAGUGGAAGGAUGGAUGAAGCCAUAAGGCUUUUUGAGAGUAUGCCUGAGAGGAAUGUGGUUUCUUGGAAUGCUAUGGUUACUGGGUUUUUCCGUAACGGUGAUACUUUAAGUGCUACUCAGUAUUUUGAGAGGAUGCCUGAAAGGGAUUCUGCCUCUGUUAAUGCCUUUGUGUCUGGUUUAGUUCAAAAUGGUGAAUUGGAUGAAGCUGCCAGGGUUUUGAUUGAAUGUGGGAAUAGGGACGGCUGGAGUGAAGAUUUGAUUCCUUCUUGUAAUACUUUGAUUGCGGGGUAUGGUCAGAAGGGAAGGGUAGAUGAUGCCCGAAGACUAUUUAAUCAAAUCCCAUUUAACAGCGUCCAAGCAGAUGGGAGAAAUGGGGUGUUUGAAAGGAAUGUGGUGACAUGGAACUCGAUGAUCAUGUGUCAUGUGAAGGCAGGAGAUAUUUUGUCUGCUAGGGAGCUCUUUGAUCAAAUGGUGGAUAAAGAUACUAUUUCUUGGAAUACCAUGAUUAAUGGCUAUGUUCAAAUAUUAGAUAUGGAGGAGGCCCUAAAUCUUUUUAAUAUGAUGCCUAAGCCGGAUAACAUGUCUUGGAAUUCAAUGAUAUCAGGGUAUGCUCAGAUGGGUAAGUUAGAGCUUGCUCGUGAUUAUUUCGAGAUGAUGCCCCAGAAACAUUUGGUUUCAUGGAACACCUUAAUAGCAGGGUAUGAGAAAAACGAGGAUUACAAAGGAGCAAUUAAGUUUUUCAUACGGAUGCUAGGUGAAGGAGAGAAACCUGAUAGACACACACUAUCUUCAGUUCUCAGUGUCUGUACCGGGCUUGUGGAUAUGCAAUUAGGUAUGCAGAUUCAUCAGCUGGUCUCUAAGACUGUUAUUCCAGAUGUACCUAUACAGAACUCUCUCAUUACAAUGUAUUCAAGAUGCGGGGCACUGGUCGAGUCACGGACCAUUUUUGAUGAGUUGAAAUCUCCAAAAGAUGUAAUCUCUUGGAAUGCAAUGAUCGGAGGAUAUGCAUCGCAUGGUUUUGCUUUAGAGGCUUUAGGAUUCUUUGAAUUGAUGAAGAAGAACAAAGUUCAGCCAACCUAUAUAACAUUCAUUUCUGUUUUGAGUGCAUGUAGGCACGCAGGAUUAGUUGAUGAAGGUUGGGCAUAUUUUAAGUCCAUGGUAAGUGAAUAUGGCAUUGAGCCUGGAAUUGAACAUUAUGCUUCCCUGAUUGACAAUGUGGCUCGACACGGUCAAUUUGAGGAAGCCAUGGAUUUAAUCAUGAGUAUGCCGUUUGAGGCAGAUAAGGAAGUUUGGGGUGCAUUACUAGGUGCUUGUAGGCUGCAUAAUAAUGUAGAAUUAGCUAGAGUUGCUGCUGAAGCAUUGAUGAGACUGGAACCUGAAAGCUCUGCUCCAUAUAUAUUGCUGUACAACAUGUAUGCUGAAGCAGAACAAUGGGAUGCUGCAGCAGAAGUUAGAGAAAUGAUGGAAAAAAACAACAUCAGAAAGCAAACAGCAUACAGUUCCAUAGACUCCUCUUGUUGCUGAUCGGAACGAUGCAUUCCUAUCAGUUGGCCACUCCAUAUUUAAUUCACAGCUCUUCAUACACACUGAAAGUAAGACUUCAAAAUUUUUUUUUCAUUUUGGUAGUGUAGCAUUGUGCUAUGUGUUCUCCAUGCACCUGGUAGAUUUCCAUUUUCUCAAUGUUAUAUUUGUUGUUUUUUGGAAUCCAGUCCAUUCAUUCUUUACCCA